CGCGAUAGUACACCGUAGCUUUGAGUGAAGGAAUGAAAACAUUACGAAAAGGCUAACCUGACACUUGAAUCGGAAUUGACUGAAUUGAGGCAGAACAACUUGAUUCCCUGAAGACAUCCUCCACAUGUGAAGCUCUUCACUGGCUCACAGUAUUUCGUCCUCUCUGCCCCCACUGUCUUCAAUGAUGUUGGUGAGCUUGAUCGUCUCUGCAGCAGUUCCUCGUUAAGGGCCAUUUCCUAUUGCCUUCUGUGGAUUUCUGCCCAGAUCUCAAUGUCUCCCUUCCUUCACACUUUACCACCCUGAGUCUGGAAACGUCACCUCUCCUGAGUCGAACCAGUGAGUCUACCCCAUUCGGUCCCUGGUUGAACAGUCCACCUGCAUCCACUCCCUCCACCCUAAGGCCAUGCUGUUCUCCCUGCGGGAGCUGGUCCAAUGGCUGGGCUUUGCCACGUUCGAGCUCUUCCUCCACCUUGGGGCUCUGCUGGUCUUCAGUGUGCUAGUAGCGCUGCAGGCUGACCGGUUUGCCCCUGGCAUGAGCUGGUGGAUGGUCUUCGUCCCUCUGUUUGCCGCGGAUGGCCUGAGCACCUACUUCACGGCCAUCGUGUCAAUCCGGCUGUACCAGGAGAAUGAGAAAAGGCUGGCAGUGCUGAGGCUGCUGUGGGUGCUGACAGUGCUCAGCCUCAAGCUGGUGUGUGAGGUGCUGCUGUGCCAGAAGCUGGUUGAGCAGGAACAGGCACGCGACCUGUGGUUCGGUCUCAUCGUCUCACCACUCUUCAUCCUCCUGCAGCUACUGAUGAUCCGCGCCUGCCGUGUCAACUGAGGCCAUUGGCGGUGUGAUAAUGAGGGCAGGAACCGGUUAUCAGCCAUAGAAGAUCCAGGUUUAUUCAUAAUAGGUGACUGUUUUAAUUAACUGACUAUUGAGGAAUAGUUGUUGGACUAAUGGCUGGAGAGAUGAGGGUCACAGGCUACCCCUCCAUUUCUGACCUCGUCUGAGGACAGUGUGACAGAAUGUGUUUUCCAUGAGCAGUCCUUUGUCUGCAUGGCUCUCCGCUGAAAAUUGCUGCCUGUGGAUACCUUUUUUUGUAUUUGAUCUGUUAAGAACCUCUUGCUCAAGCAUGUAUUGAUGGCCUAAUUUUAUCCUUCAGUGUAAUUUAUUUCCUAAUGUGAUGCUGGGGAGGGACAUUUAGAAUUGAUGUAAUCCUCCUUUUGAAUUUGGUAAGAAUGUCUCCAGCUUUGUUAGUGUUUUAGUCCAUUUAUUAUUUUCUUGUUUUUGGUACCCUUGUUGGUGUUUGUAUAUAUGUGUAAAUAAACAUUUUAAGCUGGUAAAGUU
This is a messenger RNA of Coregonus clupeaformis (lake whitefish), 1330 nucleotides long. Its product is annotated as transmembrane protein 203-like. The coding region runs from base 404 to 820 and encodes 138 amino acids. Gene Ontology annotation, biological process: intracellular calcium ion homeostasis. The transcript has 2 exons. The record is from RefSeq and is a predicted model, not a curated record. Gene Ontology annotation, cellular component: endoplasmic reticulum. NCBI's taxonomy places the organism in Eukaryota, Metazoa, Chordata, Actinopteri, Salmoniformes, Salmonidae.